Arxiozyma heterogenica is the source of this 579-nucleotide messenger RNA. RefSeq names its product YbhB/YbcL family Raf kinase inhibitor-like protein. The record is from RefSeq and is a predicted model, not a curated record. Bases 1 to 579 code for a protein of 192 amino acids. The transcript has a single exon. Gene Ontology annotation, molecular function: phospholipid binding; peptidase inhibitor activity. Gene Ontology annotation, biological process: regulation of proteolysis; regulation of Ras protein signal transduction. Lineage: Eukaryota; Fungi; Ascomycota; Saccharomycetes; Saccharomycetales; Saccharomycetaceae.
AUGAAGAGUUUAUUAGAGGUUUUGAAUAAGCAUGAGGUGAUUAAGGAUCUUUUUCCAAAAGUCACAAAUCCUGCAAGCUUGUCUUUAUCUGGGACUCUAUCCAUUGAGUAUCCACACCCAAAUGUCGUGGUCAAUCAAGGUAACAAAUUGUCUCCUAAAUUGACCCAAGAAGCCCCAAAAGUCACUUAUUUGGCUAACAACGACUUUCCACUAAAUCUAGAUAAGUGUUAUACAUUAGUAAUGACAGACCCAGAUGCUCCUUCCAGAGUAGACCAUAAAUGGUCCGAAUAUUGUCAUUUCGUCCAGACUGGUAUCAAGUUUCACGAACCAACUGGCGGCUUAAUAACUAACGGUCAUAAAGUAGUCAAAUAUAUGGGACCAGGUCCUCCAGCUGGCACUGGUGAACAUCGUUAUGUUUUCCUUUUGUUUGAAGAGAUUGAGGAUAAUCAUAUCUUUACUUCCAUUGAAGAAAGAGUCAAUUGGGGAUAUGGCACACCUGCCACAGGUAUCGAAAAAUGGGCUCUUGCUAACAAAUUAAAAUUGUUGGCUAUAAAUUUUUUCUUUGCUGAACAUGACUGA